Molecule: messenger RNA, 7014 nt
Organism: Schistocerca cancellata (South American locust)
Lineage: Eukaryota; Metazoa; Arthropoda; Insecta; Orthoptera; Acrididae
Gene: Spred
Product: sprouty-related, EVH1 domain-containing protein 1
Exons: 5
Coding region: 363-1601 (412 amino acids)
Biological process (GO): multicellular organism development; negative regulation of MAPK cascade
Cellular component (GO): membrane
Molecular function (GO): protein kinase binding
Source: RefSeq, a predicted model, not a curated record
CUGUGAAAUUACUCCAUAUUUACAUUUGCAUGCAGCAAUAUACUAGUCGAACGCCAUUUUUUGUAUAUGUUGUUAUAUAUUAUUUGAAGAAAAGUAUUCGUAUUUAUAAAAGAAUUGGAAUUUUGUGGUCUAGUUCAUAAUCUGUUUUAUAACUUAUCGUAUGUGCGUUCAAACGAACUACAUUUUUAUUGCAAGUGGUAUUCAGACAUGCGCGAUGACACCAGUCUGAAGAUUGAAUAAGCAUCUUCAUAGAGACGACUUCCUGUCUUUUACUAGUUGUGGCUGAUGUAUUUUAUAUGUGUCAAAAAUGGUGGAAAUAAGGACAAAAUGGGAAAGAAGUAGAAUACUUUAUUCGGCAAAUCAUGACAGAGGCACAUGAAGAUGGCAACUACUUGGUUAGAGUGCGUGCCCAGGUGAUGAUGCGUGACGACAGCACGGGUGGAUGGGUCCCUAUGGGAGGUGGGGGCUUAUCCAACGUGUCUGUCUGCAAACAUGCUGUACCUUGUGAUCUUGGAGAGAACAAACACGAAUACCUUAUUUAUGGGAAGCGUAUUUCCGAUCAGUCAGUAGUCUUCAGUUGCACAAUCAAGAAAGAUUUUGAGUACAAUAAAGUAAUGCCUACAUUUCAUCAUUGGAAGACUGGUGACAAAAAGUUUGGACUCACUUUCCAGACUGCAGCAGAUGCUCGGGCUUUCGAUAAAGGAGUUAGAACGGCUGUUGAGGAGUUACUUGAUGGUCUGUCUGAAUGCUCACCCCUUCACAAAUACAAUGCAGAUGUAGGAGACGAUGAUGUAUUUAUGACGCUGAAUCUGCCUGUGGAACGUGGAGAUUCACGUUCGUCAUCAGAUUCGUCGACAACACGCGGAGGAAGUCGUCAUGCAACGCCACCAACGGAACCCCACCAUCUACAUCGCAUACAUUAUGUGACCCGAAGAACUGCGGGAGGUCCAGCGUCUGGCACUCCCACUGACAGACAGUCACAGACUCCAGGUCUGCCAUUGGAGCCCUCAAGUCCACCACCAGUGACAGAACCAGCAACCAAGGAAAAUUACUCAUAUGUGCAGUUAACGGCUGUGCACGAGUAUAUCUAUCCUGUUGUGGAGGAACGGAAACACCGUGAUUCCUCUGGCAGCCUCAAGAAACGCAGCCCACCUGACGCCGGAGGUGGUGGUGCACCAGCCUCUCCACCACCACCAAUUCCACCUCCAGGGGCUGUCAGCGGAAAAGGUCGUGGAACUAUUGGUGUAACUUCUGGUAGGCGUAGGCGUUGCCGUCACUGCCAAGAAAUGUAUCUGGAGGACCACAAUCCCCGUGGCAGCUGCGAGUAUGCACCCGAUUGUGUGCGUACUAGUAUUGAAAGAGUGGCAUGUGUUUCUUGUGCGCAGUGUCUCGUGUACCAUUGCGCAGCAGAUGCAGAAGGUGAAUUUGUACGGCAUCCUUGUGAUUGUGGUCGUGAUGAAGGCUGUGGACGGCGUUGGGUGGGCCUAGCUCUGCUGUCGCUGCUGGUUCCCUGCCUAUGGUGCUACCCUCCUCUCAGGGCUUGCCAUUUGUGCUGUGUAGCUUGUGGUUUGUGUGGCGGUCGUCAUCGACCGGCUUCCUAGCCCAGCCCACCCCCGCGCCUUCCGAAGGUGCUGUUGCCCUAAAGGGCUUUCAAGAGAUUGCAGAUUUGCGAGACUUCCUUCUCCUUGAAUCAGAAUGCCCAACUGGCUCACAGGGAAUUUUAGGGAAAACACCAGUAACCAGUGCCAUGCCACAGUUACUGAUGGCUUUUCAUUGGCAUCUUUGUUCAGUAGUCCAUAGGAUGUUGCCCCUCUUACAAGUAAAAAGUUGAGGUUCACAGUCCUCAGUGGCGGGCUCUGUAGACACAUAGGUGACACUGCUUUGUUUAAGGUACCCCUUGUGUAAUUGCCAGGAGUUGUGCGAUAGGUUAAUGUGAAGUUGCUAACAAGUGCCACAGAAGAAAUUGUUGUGUCAAAUAGGCUGAUCCCCAGAUACUGUGCAGCGACUUGCUUUGUUAUGGAAUUGUGUGUCAUUUCCAUUUUGCUGAAAUAUCUGUGUAUAGUUAUUGUGGCCUGAAGCUGCACAGUUAUGUUAAUCACUGAGUGCAGGCAAGACAGUGUGGUGUGCCAAAGUGAGAAUGUUAAACUGUAUUUUCCAGUUACACGUACAGAUGAAAAUUUAUCCCACCGGACAGGUAUUACAGUCAGCAACUGUCAGAUUUAUUGAAAGAUGCACUUGAUAUGGAAAUCGUUAAAAUAAUGUGAAUACCAUUGUACCAAGGGGAAGUUGUGAUGGGUUUGACUACAGUCUCCCACAAGAAUGUUGGUUUCACUCAUGGUAUUACCAAAGAAAAUGUAACUGCCACUAAUUUUUCUUGUAGUUUUGUAUACAAUUGAAACAAUUGCAGGAUAAAUAUUGGCCUAUUGGAUACAGAAUGUGGGUGCAGAAAUAUUUGUCAACAUGCUGCUAUAAAUCCACUUCUGUCACACAAAUUAUCCUGCAGUUGAAAUGGUGAAUGUUCUUUGUGUUAACUACUUUGAACAAAAGUAAUGGAGAUUGUGUUGAUUUUUAACCUGAAAUGGAGAAAAAUUCUAUUUGGUCUGUAUUGUCAUAAAAAAACACUGCUCAUAUGACCUGGCUUGUCGUAGCAGCACUGUGAUUCAUCUCCCUCUUCAUUCGGUAUAACAGAGAAAAUAUAAUUUAUUGUAUGUGUGUGUUUUUUUUUUCUUCAUGUGGAAUUUUUGCAUAUGAAAGGAAAGUGAUUUCCUGUAUCCAGUAAAUUGUAUCGUCAUCAUCCAGCACAUAUAUUUUGAAGUGCCAGUCUCUCUCUCACCCCCCUAUUAUCUUGUACCCCAGUGCCUGCAAUCUCCUCUGUCCCUGCAAUGCAAUCUCCUCUGUCCCUGCAAUCUCCCCUCCCGCCUUUCCCGUCUCUCCUCCCACUGUGGCUGUCUGCUGCCCCUCCUCGCCCAUUACCAUCUCCUGCCCCUAUCCUCCUCCUCAACUCUCUUCCACAUCGUUUCUCGCCCCUCUUUUCCCACUUCCUCUUCCCACUCCCCUGUCUCAUGCUGUCAUCCAUUCCCUCUCCAGCUCUGACUUCGUGCCAUCCCAUCUAUGCCAUUCCUCUCUUCCAUUUCAUUCCCUUAUAUCACUUCCCAACUCCUUUUCACUUCCCAACUUCUUUCUUUCCCACUUUAUUUUCCCCACCUAACUCCUUUCUUUCCCACUUUAUUUUCCCCUCCUCUCCAGUUCCUCACCUGCUCCCAGUCUAUCUCCAACAUAGUCCCAAACUCACUCCUUCUUCCUAAGUAUAUACCCUCCUCAUUCCAACUACACCAUCCUGCUUCCCACUGUGCCUUCUCCACAUUAGGUAAUGAAAAGGAGGCUCUGUCACCAACCUGCUCAUAUGACCUGGCUUGUCGUAACAGCACUGUGGUAAGACAGCAACUUCUUUAAGGGAGCUGUGGAGGAGUGACGAAAGAACACUGUCUGCUUGCCCAUAUUAUCAUAAGCAUGCGUUUCGAAAGUGGCCAAGCUAACGCUAAUGCUCGUGUCUACCAAGCUUCCUCCUAAUGGCCUAACUAGUGCCAGAAUAAUUGAUACCAUUUAAUUUCUCAAGGCACAUGGAUUGUUGGAUUAUGUAUUGACAGUUUUUUUGGGAUUUUAACAGCAAGAUAGUAGCAAAAUUAAGUGUGAAUAAAUAUUGUAUGUGAAAGGGAGAAGAAAGAAAAAGUAAAUUGUGUAGAAGUUUUUCCCUCUGAUGAAAGGCAGUUACUGACUGACAGAAAUUUUGCCACAUACUAGUACCAGUUCUGAAAGAAAUCAAAAGUAUUAUCAGAGUACAUUGUUCUGUGAAAAUAUGACACUUAAUUUUGAAGUAGUGUUUCCUGGAAGGAACUAUUAUUGUAUAUUGAUUAGGCACUCUGAAUAAUAAUUGGAGUUAAUAGCAGUUUAAUUAUUGUACAGGAUCAUUGGCUUACCACUUGUUUCACUGCGAAUUAUUAUGAAUUGUUUCCUUAUGUGGGAACAUUCGACGUAAAAAAAUUUUUCAAACCUUAAUAGGUGAUGACAAUAUUGUGGCAGCAUAGAGAUGACUGUUCACUUUGCAAAGGUAAGUAUUUCAACUUAGGCAGGCAGUAUUUGCUGUUUCACGAAGAAUUUAUAUGAAUUGAGGUUAAUUAUUUUGUAUUGUCAUUUAAAUUAAUAGUUUGAGUUGCUGCAUUUCUAUUUAUUUCAUUCAGCUUUUGCGACACUCGCUACUUUAAAUUAGAAAUUCUGUUAUCUGUCGAAACAUUUUUAUGAGCAAGUAAUUUGUUUGUGGGACACAAAAAAUGAUUUCAAGGUACAGCUGACCAAACGUGGUGAAGUCUAUUUAUGUAUACUGAAAUGAAGUACACAAGAGAUUGGUGUAUUAAGUGCUGUUUUAUAUAAUCUGGUCAAUUGUUGAAAGGUUUGUAGUAAAUGCUGGUUACUUUGUUAAUUCUCUCUCUCUCUCUCUGUCUCUCUCUCGUGCGUGUUCAAAUUAGUGAAAGAUGUUAAUAACUGAGCAGUUUUAGUGCUUAUUCUAUGAAUGUUUAUGUUGUUGAGUCUCCUUUCCUUCAACACAUUGUACUUUGUGUACAGUUUUUUGAAUUUCUGGCACCUCUAGUAUCUUUUUGAUACCUUGUAUUAAUCUUUUACUUUUUCUUUCAAUAAUUCUGUUUACUCUCAUUCUUAUCUUGUUAUAUUUGUUUGGUGUUGCUUAGUUUUUAUCUGAAUUUUAGUUUUGAAAAAUUUAUUUUAGUUAAUAUUUGUAUACCUUUUCUUUAUUGAUGACUGUGAUGUGUGCAGUGACAAUCAGAACUAUUAUAUCUGCUUUUUUUGGGGGAGGGGGAUAUGGCAGUAAUUGAGGACAACGCGUUUUUAAUUAAACAUCUCAACAUCACAACCUCUUUCAGCGUCAUAUAACUAUUCUUGUAUAUGGUGAAGUAUGCUUAACCAUUUCUUGAAAAGACGAUUUGUUAAUCAAUAAAAUUAUCAUUUUGUUACGGAGAACUAAAGAAUUGGUUGGAAGUAUUAUUUUGCAUUGUGGUGUGUCUGUAACACUUCUUAAAAUGUCAGUAUCAGUGUCUUAAUGUAUGAUCUUAUUAUCUUUGCAGUUUGCAUCAUCUACAUUCAGUGUUAUUCUUAUUAAAUCCAUUCUGCUGUUCUGCUUUCAGCUUUGAUGAAUAGUUGUUUAGAUGUGCCUUCAUAGUUACUUGACGUUGGGCUGGGAAAAAAAUGUGUACAUGAGCCCACUCUGUUCUGUAGAACUUGGUUUUGUUUUCUGUAAUUCCUCCUAUUAUGUUAGUUUUUACCCACAUUUGCCCAUCAAGUUUCUUAAAUGUGUGGACAUUAGUACUCCUUUUACUUAAAGUAAAAUUUGGAGUACCUGCUUGCAUUGAAGUGGAACAGAACACUCAUUUUUUCAACACUACUUUAGUUUUCAAGGAAAGUGUACAAAAUAUUAGAAGAGAUGGUCAUGAGGCAAUCUCCUUGGAAUUCACAAAAAAAUUACUUGAGUGGUGGAACACACUUUCACGCUCUUUUGUGUGGUGCAUGACUCCCGAUAAUUGAAAUUGUAGUAUUAUUCAGCGUAACUGGAUUAAAUCAAUUAGUUGUCAAGUGUGUCUCUUUUUGGUUUAUUUAAACAGCUUAAACAUUAUAUUUGACUUAAUGUGCAGUGCAACAAAAUAUCCAACUCUUUUUGACAGUUAAAUAAUAAUCUUGUUUGGAAGUUUGUUUCCCUUCCUUUUAUUUUGAGUUUUGUGAUGACUGAGUAGCAGCAGUCAAAUUAUGAAUUAGUAUUACAAAUGCAGGAAAAAUCUUUUUCUCUUCAUAGAAAUGCGCAGGAUAAUGUUACUUUAAAUACUUAAAUAGGACUGUAGAAGACUGUGGAAAAGUUUAAAAAUGACAUACAUUAGAAGUCGUGCAAAUAUUGUUGAAAAGGAAGUGCUAAAUUACUAAAGUACAAGAGAAGAAAGAAAAUGACUUGCAGGAGGUUAAGAACAAUUACCACCACCAGUUUAAGUUCCAGAAAUGGAGAGCUGGAAAAUUUUCUAAAUUUAAAAGAAAAAUUAGAUAAAGCUUUAAUAGAUCUUAAAUUAGACUGUGUGUGUGUGUGUGUGUGUGUGUGUGUGUGUGUGUGUGUGUUUCUGUUUGGGGGGGGGGGGGGGGUAAAAAUUAACAGGAGAUGGCAAUUGAGAUAUUACAAGGAAAAAGAGAAGCCUUCAGUCAGAUGUAUGGCCACAUAUAAAUACCAACAUUUGUGUGUGUGUGUGUGUGUGUGUGUGUGUGUGUGUGUGUGUGUGUGUGUGUGAGAGAGAGAGAGAGAGAGAGAGAGAGAGAGAGAGAGAGAGAGACACUAUUACACAUAAAUAAAUAUUUUGAAAAUACCAGUGUAGGACAUUUUUGGACAUACAAGAUGUCAUUGUCUCUGUGUCACAAGUGUCUUGGUUUUGCUCCCUGGAGCUAUUGCAGAUAUUUGUAAUAUGCCUUACUCUCUGAAUAUCUGCUGUCAGCAAAUAGCAGUACAGUAUUUUAUGGACUUUGUCAUUAUCCAUUAUACUUCCUGCCAUCUUUUAUUUUGUCAUGAAUGUGAGGAACCAUUACUUUUGUUCAGAGUUGGACAUUGAAUAAGUGUUAUGAAAAGUUGUUGUCAUUGUUGGGUUAAAACUCUUGAAAAAAUAUUGUACUUCUGUCCCGGUGUAGUUGACUGUCAUUUCCGUUGUGACAUGAUCUGUGAAUUCUUGCCGAAGAAAGAAAAUAUACGGUGUUUCCACAACAUGAAAUGUCUUAAAUAUGACAAUGUAGCCAACGAAAUUGUUCAUUUUAUUCACAACGCUUUUAUUGUAUUGUUCAUUAUUAUUAUUUUUUUAUUGUGACUGUUUCCUGUAUGUUUUAAUUACCGAGUCACACACUCUUUUUGUAUCAUUUUUAAGCACCACUGGAAAGAGUUAUUUGUUUUUGUGUUACAAAUAGAAAAAAACAACUUUUGUA